Messenger RNA from Phalacrocorax carbo (great cormorant), 788 nucleotides. The record is from RefSeq and is a predicted model, not a curated record. NCBI's taxonomy places the organism in Eukaryota, Metazoa, Chordata, Aves, Suliformes, Phalacrocoracidae.
CGCCGCAGCGUGCCGGGGCAGAGCCGCGUGCGAGCGGGGAGCACCAUGGCUGAGCGGCUGUCGGAAGAGCAAAUCGCUGAAUUCAAGGAGGCUUUUUCCCUUUUUGACCGGGACGGAGACGGUUGCAUCACCACGAAGGAGCUGGGCACCGUCAUGCGCUCGUUGGGGCAAAACCCCACCGAAGCAGAGCUGCAGGACAUGGUGGGGGAGGUGGAUGCCGAUGGCAGCGGCACCAUUGACUUCCCUGAGUUCCUCUCACUGAUGGCGAGGAAGAUGAGGGACACGGACAGCGAGGAGGAGAUCCGAGAGGCUUUCCGUGUCUUCGAUAAGGACGGCAACGGCUACAUCAGCGCGGCGGAGCUGCGGCACGUCAUGACCAACCUGGGCGAGAAGCUGACGGACGAGGAGGUGGACGAGAUGAUCAAGGAGGCCGACUGCAACAAUGACGGGCAGGUCAACUACGAGGAGUUCGUGAGGAUGAUGACGGAGAAGUGAGCCCCCUGCCACCCACCUCCAACCCCAUCCCACAGGAAACAGAGAUUGUGGUGGUCCCCCAGCCCCUCCAUCCCCUACCGCCUUCUCUCUACCAUCCUGGGCUGGAACAUCCUCAUUUAUCCCAACAGGAGCAUCACCAGCCAGCGUUUGCGUCAGAUGCGGCCGUUCCACCUGGCAGGAUGGGGCUCGGGGUGCAGAUGAACACAGGGGGGGUCUCUCCCUACUGCCCGCCACGAGAUGCACCCCUCGUGUCCGUAGAGGUGCCGAUGGCCACGGUGCGUCCCCCGGCACCA